Molecule: messenger RNA, 1470 nt
Organism: Mollisia scopiformis
Lineage: Eukaryota; Fungi; Ascomycota; Leotiomycetes; Helotiales; Mollisiaceae
Product: glycosyltransferase family 2 protein
Exons: 4
Coding region: 1-1470 (489 amino acids)
Source: RefSeq, a predicted model, not a curated record
AUGCUUCCUCUACUCUGGGAAAACCUUGCCCAGAUCUUAUUUUGGUUCCUCUGGCUCCAUCGAUAUGUUCGAUUCAUCGUCAACACCAUCAGCCAUUGGUGCUACAAGUCCGUCCCAAUUCCUGCGGAUCCGAAGUACUCGUCGAAAGAUGUUACUGUAAUCAUUCCCACGAUUCAUAAUAAUUUCGAGGAGUUGAAGGAGUCGAUGCAAAGUAUUCUCGCUUGUCAACCAUUUGAGUUACUGCUGGUCACAACAUCAGACAAGUAUGAUAAACUUGUCAGCUUUGCCAAAACUCUUGAGGUCUCAAACAUCCGCAUAUUCCACGUCCCAAUUGCGAACAAGCGUAUCCAGGUCUGCGAAGCAAUUCCCAAAGUCAAGACUGAUAUUAUUGUCAUGGCUGACGACGAUGUCACAUGGCCAAGCACAAUUCUGCCCUGGCUAUUGGCUCCCUUCGAGAACAAGAAGAUUGGGGGAGUUGGACCAUGCCAAAGAGUCAAGCGACUUAGUACUGGGGACUUCAGUGCUCUUCAAUACAACUGGCUUGGCGCUGCAUACAUCGAAAGACGCAACUUCGAGAUUUCGGCAACCCAUGGCAUUGAUGGCGGAACCUCCUGUAUGUCUGGACGCACUUGCGCAUUCCGCCGCGAGAUCUUGCAGAAUCCUCUGUUCUUGGUGGGGUUCGAGACUGAGCGCUGGGGUCAAUAUCAGCUUAACGCAGAUGAUGACAAUUUCGUUACUCGCUGGCUGGUGUCCAAUGGAUGGAAGACAUGGAUCCAAUACAACCGACAAUGCGAAAUUGAGACCACUCUUGAGAAUGAUCACAAAUUCUUGUAUCAGUGUUCGCGUUGGGCUCGUAGCAACUGGCGUAGCAAUUACACUAGUCUGUUCACUGAGAGACAUGUCUGGACGCAACAACCUUGGUCAACCUAUGCUCUGCACAUUGCGACGUUCACUUCUCUUUCCAUCAUCUUCGAUCCCUUGAUCGUAUACCUUACAUGUAAGGUUUUUGGGUGGAAUGCAAUGAUUGCGCAGCUGAUUUUCAUGUUCGUCGUCGUGAAGACUGUCAAGUUGGUCGGAUUGUUCAAGAGAAAUCCAAUGGACAUUGUCUAUUACCCGACCUCGGUCGUAUUUGGCUACUUUCAUGGCCUGAUCAAACUUUGGGCAUUAUUCACUCUCAGAAUUACUUCUUGGGGCAGCCGCGCGGAUGGUGAUACCAACGAUAAUGAGCGUAUGAGUCCUCGGGCUCGUCGCAGCGAAAGCAUCACUCUUCCUCCCGGUAAUCAUCCGGUUCUCGUCCGCUACAAGGAUGAGAAAGACUUCUUCACAACUUCCGAGAAGCAAAUCGACUCGGAUAGUGACGACUUCUCCGAAAGCGACUUGGACUUUGGUACCGACGCUUCUUAUGACUAUAAUGAUUCCAAUGACGACACUUCUUCUGAUUCCCAGGCCAUGAAGCCCCGUGGACGCUAG